AAAGAACCAUAAUGAGAGAGAGAGAGAGAGAGAGAGAGAGAGAGAGAGUGAUGGAGAUGCUGGUUUCACACGGGCUUUGCCGUGGAAGUGUAGUGCCUGAAGCAUAUGUAUUUUCCGAGGAGCAGCGGCCGACGACUGUGAGCACAAAGAGAAGCAUCCCCAUCAUCGACCUUGAAGAAGGGAGUGAGGAUGAGGUUGUCAAAGAGAUCCUCAACGCCGCAAAAGAAUAUGGCGUCUUUAAGAUACACCUCCUCAGUAAUUUUUUGGGUAAUUAACCAUGGAAUUCCAGAGGAAUUGAUAGACGACGUGAUUAGUGUUGCUCAGGAAUUCUUUGAGAUGCCUGUUGAGGACAAAGCGCCCUACUACUCUGAAGAUCCAACGAAAGACACUAGACUUUUUACAGGCCAAGGUUUUAGAAAAGAAAAUAUUCAUUUCUGGAGGGACUGCCUCAUUAUGUCUGCCUACCCCGUGGAGAAAUAUGAGCAUCAGUUUCCAGAGAAACCUGAUAACUUGAAGAGGAUCAUGGGCAAGUUUGUGCCAGAGGGAAGAAAGUUGGUGAGAAGACUUUUGGAGCUAAUCUCCAAAGGACUAGGACUGGAAGAGGAUUAUUUGACUGGUGAUAUCAGUGAAGGCUCUAUGAAGAUGGUUUUCAACUAUUACCCACCAUGUCCAGACCCUAGCUUAACGUUAGGGCUGCCCAAGCAUUGUGACAUCACUCUCAUCAACCUCCUCCUUCAAGGGAAUGUUAGCGGUCUCCAAGUCCUGCAUGAUGACAAUUGGAUCUCUGUUGAUCCUCUUCCUAAUUCCUUUGUCGUAAAUUUUGGACUUCUACUGGAGGUUAUAUCUAAUGGAUUACUAAAGGCUGUGGAGCACAGGGCUGUAACAAACAAGAAUGUGGCAAGGACAUCGAUCGCCAUGGCCAUCAGAUCAACUGAUGACUGCAUCAUUUGUCCUGCUGAGGUGCUGGUUAGCGAGGAACAUAAUCCUCCAGUUUACAGAUCCUUCAGGUUUCCUGACUUAUUUGAGGUCUUUUCCACCAAGAAUGCGGAUGAUAAAGAAAUCAUGAUGAAGGACUUUAGGAUCAAGAAUUAAUGAUAAAGAAAUGUACGUCUAAAGGAUUUUGUCAGAGUUUUAUGUGCUCUCUCUCACCUGUCAAUUUCCGUUUCUAUUACUUUGUGCUAUUUCAAUUUUGGGCUUUAUUCUACGGAAAUAAAAGGGGAUGUACAAGUUUGGUGUGGGCUUUUUUAUUCUGUAUAAAAAUUUUGAAUAUUUUCGCCUUAA
Asparagus officinalis (garden asparagus) is the source of this 1281-nucleotide messenger RNA. Its product is annotated as 2'-deoxymugineic-acid 2'-dioxygenase-like. NCBI's taxonomy places the organism in Eukaryota, Viridiplantae, Streptophyta, Magnoliopsida, Asparagales, Asparagaceae. Bases 190 to 1092 code for a protein of 300 amino acids. The transcript is spliced from 5 exons. The record is from RefSeq and is a predicted model, not a curated record.